Porites lobata is the source of this 3230-nucleotide messenger RNA. The record is from the annotation of a GenBank genome assembly. NCBI's taxonomy places the organism in Eukaryota, Metazoa, Cnidaria, Anthozoa, Scleractinia, Poritidae.
AUGGCGGACGAACAAGAAGAAUUUCAAGAAAUGAACGACGUAAAUAUGGACUAUCAAAGAGUGAAACAAACGCAUGAACUGGUAAAAUAUAUUAAGAUCUGCUUGCAUUUUAAUUUUUGGCAAAUUGGAGUGUUCAGUUUGCUGAACUGGGCAGUUUUGGGAUAUUUUUCGUUUCAUUUUUUAUGUGACGGCCUGUACUGUACGUUUGUUUGCUCGAGCUCACGUUUAUGUUUUUGGGCAUUUAUUUUGUACUCCUUCCCGAAUUUGAUUUUGCCACUCUUGAAAGUAAUACUUGUAAGAUCUUUGUACAGCUCAGCCCCAUGCAACUCACGCUAUUUCACACAAAUGAGUUACUUAAUGAACUGAUAAGUUAUGAGAUAUAUGAGUUAUGAAAUAUACCGUAAAAUUCCGAAAAUAAGCCCCGGGGCUUAUAUUUUUCAACGGCCCUUUUUGAGGGGCUUAUUUUCGGACGGGCUUAUCUACGGAGCGAAAUUUGCAUUUCAAAAUCGAUUGGGCUAGCCUUAUAGUUGGAAGUAAAUUUACCGUUUCUGUUUUGUUUUACUUUGUAUUUGAGGGCAAUUUUCCAAGCACAAGCCCCCGGGGGGCUUAUAUUUGGAGGGGCGAUUUAACAGAGGGUUUCUUGCGGUACCGGUUUGGGGGGAUUAUAUUUGGAGGGGCUUAUUUUCUGAAUUUUACAGUAGUUCAUUUAAUACUGCAGAGUUUUGUGGUUAGAGCCAAAGCCAAACAAAUUUUUCCUGUUUCGUUUUAGGCAGGAUACCGCAAGGGCAUUGAAUCAGGAAAAGAAGCACAUUUACAACAAGGUUUUAACGAAGGAUUUUCUUAUGCUACUUACGUUUCAAGGAAAUGGGCAACUUUGAGAGGGGCUUUGAGGUAUAGAUAAACAUACUUGUACUGUAAAACCAGUUGUUAAGGUUUAUUAUUUGCACUUGUAAACUGGGUGCUGCCAAGUGCUGGUAAAUGCCAUGUUACUAACUUAACAACCAAGAGCAGUGAGUUGCAAUAGCAGUCAGUGGCAAAAGUUAUCCUUACUAAUGUUCACAUGCUUGGGUCAUUCCAGUCAUUUGUUCAGGGGUUUCAAUAACGACUGAAGUAGCCAGCAAGUUUGAAUUAUAGAGUAACCGAUGGUAUCAAUAAAUAGUCAUUUGUUCUCUUCUUUUAGGGGGGUCUGGGGGCAUGGACCCUCAGAAAAUUGUAAAAUUUGAAAACCCUAAAAUGCAAUUUUCAGCAUUCUGGGGACUAAAUUGAGUUCUAGGAAUGCAUGGGGUGGGGGUGUGCUAGUUGGAUAUGUGUAGCCCUGAGCCUUAACCAUGUCCAGCAGCAUGUUGUAACUUUCUAGACUGAGGCAGAUCCUGGACAUAAAGCUUUAGUUAAUAACCAAAACCUCUUAUUCUUAUGAUGUGCUGUAAUUUUUUAAUUUCUAUACCCUAGCCAGAGUAUUAAAACUGCCUGAAAACUGUACUCUCCCUGACUUGUCCCCAGUCAUCUCUCGGUGUCCUAUUAAUAUUAGGGACUUUAAGAUUCAAUGACGUGACGGCAACGAGAACAAAAUAGGUUUAAGGAGCAAAACAACAACUUUUCUCAUGCAUGGCCCUUUUUCCUACAUUAUUUUUUUUUUGCACAUUUUCACUGUACUUAAAUAUUUCCCUUUGCAUGUACUUAAAUAGGUUUAAGGAGCAAAACAACAACUUUUCUCAUGGUCCUUUUUUCCUACAUUAUUUUCUUUGCCAUUUUCACACAAGUAUUUCACUUUCUGUACUUAAAUAUGGUCCCUUUGCAUAGCUUCAAACGAGAACAAAAUAGGUUUAAGGAGCAAAACAACAACUUUUCUCAUGCAUGGCCCUUUUUUCUACAUUAUUUUCUUUGCCAUUUUCACACAAGUAUUUCACUUUCUGUACUUAAAUAUGGUCCCUUUGCAUAGCUUCAAACGAGAACAAAAUAGGUUUAAGGAGCAAAACAACAACUUUUCUCAUGCAUGGCCCUUUUUCCUACAUUAUUUUCUUUGCCAUUUUCACACAAGUAUUUCACUUUCUGUACUUAAAUAUGGUCCCUUUGCAUAGCUUCAAAUUCAAAUUCAGAAGUGUUCACGUACGUUUGACAAAGUAAGUAAGUAGGAAUAAUCCCAGUAAAGACUGAAAGAACGCAAAUUCAUUUUUUCGGCGAUGUGCUUGUUGCUCUUGCAUCAUUUGAUCUUAAAGUCCUUAUUAAUGAGAGAAGUGUGGUCAAGGGGAGCAUCGGGGAUGAUGAAAAGGAGGAAAGAGGGGAGACCCCUUUUACUUUCCCAUUGUCUCCUUUGCACCAGAUGUGGUAAUAGUCUCUUCCAAUGUUACUUGAUCGUUUGCAAAUAAUAAGGGACAGCUGGGGACAUGUCAGGUACAGUUGUACCCUCCACAGCACAUACACUACCUAUAGCCCAUAUAUUAAAGUACCCCCCCCCCCACCUCUCUCCCUUUACUCAGUUGGGUCUGGACAACUGAGCCACCCAACUCCAUGUAGCAAUGCUGUGACUUGUUAAGAACUGAUAUCGAACAAAAGGAAUCAAGAGGGUUAAUUUGGCUCAUAUGCAAGGGCGUUUAUCACCAGAAUACUCUAUGUAUUAUUUGCACUGACUGUUAAAUGAGCUACACAUUAGUAGACACUCUCAGGAAACAGAACAAAAAGUCCAUGAGUUUUUCAUUGACUACAUUCUUUCCUGUUACAGUGCUCUGAUGUCGCUAGUGAUAUCGAAGUAUGUGCAAGAUUCCAAUCCAGACAUCGUGUCUGAAAUCACAGAACUACUUGCCGAGGCUACAAAAAUUGAGAGGAAUGCUCUUGAGGUGCAAAAUAUGCAACAGGCAUUCGAAAACAGAAUCAGUCAGACAGUGGGGUAUUUCAAAGGCUCCGUGGCACCACCAAGAGUGGGAAACAAGACUGAAGAACAAUACAUUGACGGCAAUGAGUUAAGUUCAGCAUUUGAAAUGCUUCAUACAGCAGAUACAGCUAAUGGAGUUGAAAAUGUAGGAGUUGAGACUGACAGAGAGCAACAGAGAAUAAAUACUGGAAUCACUUUCCAAGGCUUAGCCAUGGAUGUUGUUUCUGAUGAGUCUUGUAGACCUUUGGAAACAACUGAAACUAUGCCUAGGGAUCUAGAAGUGUUGUGGUCAAGGACAUUUUCUUUAGCUGAUAAAAUUGGUAUAAAUAGACAGAAAAUUAUUUUUCUGAAAUGUCUUUGA